AUGGCCGAGUUUUCAACAAACAGUAAAAUAGAUGGCCUAUCAAAAGGGUCGAUUUGUUUAGCUAGUGUCGAUUUAAUCCAGAACACAGAACACGUAAUCACCUCAUACAUCGCGGUAUCUCCAAAUGUUAUUUUGUCUAUAACAGCAGUCGCUGGAAAUGUUUUAAUUUUACUUGCACUUUGGCGGACAUCUUCACUUCACUCGCCGUCGAAACUCUUGCUUCGUUGUCUUGCCACAACUGAUGUUUCUGUUGGCCUAAUUUCGCAACCACUUUUCGUUAUCCAUGUUGUGUCAGUCAUCAACAAACGGUGGAAAAUUUGUUUUAUCAGUGAGCGUUCUGCCUAUAUAACUAGUGCAGCGUUAUGUGGCGUAUCCGUGUUAACCCUGACUGCGAUCAGCGUCGACAGACUUCUGGCAUUACAGUUGAAGAUUCGUUACAGAGAACUUGUAACAGUUCAACGGAUGUGGAUUGUUAUAAUCAUAAUAUGGAUUGUAAGCUUUGCGAAUGCCUUCUUGUACCUGUGGAACCCGUUUAUUUACUUAAUUGGCUGCUGUAUUGUAAUAGUAGUGGCAGUCUCCAGUUCUACUCUCAGUUACUCAAAACUAUACUUUAAGCUCCGUUAUCAAAUGUUGCAAGUUCACGAUCGUUUUGACACAUGUAACCAAGUGAGUUCCGGAAUGUUCAACAUUGAAAAGUACAAGAAGACCGUCUAUAGUGCUCUUUGGGUUCACUUGGCUUUAGUGGUAUGCAACGAGCCGUUUGUUAUUGUGACAGUUGUAAAAACUAUUCGUGGGAUAAGUCCUACACUUUUUGUAGCAGAAGCUUUCACAGCUACAUUGGUUUAUCUUAAUUCAUCUCUGAAUCCUGUCCUUUACUGUUGGAAGAUCAAAGAAGUAAGAAUGGCAGUCAAAGAUACU
This is a messenger RNA of Porites evermanni, 918 nucleotides long. NCBI's taxonomy places the organism in Eukaryota, Metazoa, Cnidaria, Anthozoa, Scleractinia, Poritidae. The record is from the annotation of a GenBank genome assembly.